Messenger RNA from Lotus japonicus, 1174 nucleotides. RefSeq names its product protein CYSTEINE-RICH TRANSMEMBRANE MODULE 9-like. Lineage: Eukaryota; Viridiplantae; Streptophyta; Magnoliopsida; Fabales; Fabaceae. Bases 136 to 345 code for a protein of 69 amino acids. Gene Ontology annotation, cellular component: plasma membrane. The record is from RefSeq and is a predicted model, not a curated record. The transcript is spliced from 3 exons.
AUUCAUUCUCCAAUAUUCAUCAACUUGUAUUCUUCUACUUCGAGGUGUGUAACAUAUCUCAUCAUUUUCUCAGUUUCAAUUCCAUUCUUUGGAUAUUGCUGUCUUAAGGUGAAGAGUUUCAUCUAUUAUUUGAAGAUGAGUUCAGGUCAGCUUACAGCACAUCCUCCAUCUUCAACUGCACCUGCUCCGUACGCUGCUCCUCCACCUGUUGGUUAUCCUACCAACGAAACUCCACCAGAGUACCUUCAAAAUAACGCAGUAAAAACCAAGUCCAAGGGUGAUGGCUUCUGGAAGGGAUGUUGUGCUGCAAUCUGUUGCUGCUGUGUCUUGGAUGCGUGUUUCUAAUUAUGGCUGAAGGAUAUAUAGAAUGAUCUUUUCACCUUGCAUUUUAUUAUUUACUUGCAUAAAUCAAGGACAUUUUGAAUGAAUACUUGAUCGUUUAUCUUUGAAGUUGGAACAUUCCGUAUCAUUUGCUUUCUAAUUGUACAUUUCAGGGUUUUAUAAUUACGGUUCUUCAUCGGUAUAUGCUUUUUUUACUUUUUUUCUUUAUAUUUUAAUAGAGUUAACAGAGUAUUCGUAUAUAAUAUGUGGUUCAUGCAUCCUUGUAGAAUAGUUUAAGUGGUAGGAGCUGGGGACAUAUGGGUUGGGUAGGAGGAGGUUCAGUGAUUGAUUUCUAGCCGAUGCAAUUUAUUUUUCUGAUGUACAAAAAAAAAAAUGUGGUUCAUGCCAAAAAGAGUGAAAUAUUUUUUUUUUCCGAAAAGGUAACUUAUAAUAUUGAUUAAAAACAAACUUGAGACCAACCCUCUCAAAUAGGCAAGAAAACAGAAAUUCAAAGUACAAAGAAAUAAACAGAAAGAACACACAGCAAGGAAAAACAGAACAAAGCGUAGCAGCACAAAGAAGCUAACAGGACAAUAGGACAGAGCAAUCGACAGGGUCAUCCCAGCCCAAAGAAAACACUCAGCGGAUUGGUUCUCUCCACAUCCGACUUUGCAAGAUGGUCUGCGAUUGGAUUGGCUUCUCUGUAAAUGUGAACUACAGACAGUACAUCUGUUAGAGCUAAAUAGCCAUAAUAUCCUACAGGAUAUUCCUCUGUUAUUAUUUGUUCUAUUUUGUAAUAUGCCUCAGAAUAUUCCUUAGCAUAUUCUGUAAUUUUCUAUUAUAAAUAACAUUG